AAUAUGAGGCUCCUUUGCACGUGACACAGAGCCCAGCUGCUGGAGCCGCCACGUCUACGCCAAGCCAUCAUGCUGCAGGGGAGCUGACGUGGGAGUCGCAUGUCCCUUGGUCUGUUUCCGCGGAAGCUCGGCGCUGGCCACGCGAUGGGGACGUUUUUUCAGAGAUUGAUUGCGUGCAUCGCGACUGCCUGCAUCGGCGUUGACUCGAGCAGCAGCCGCCUUUUUGCAGAGGCACAACUGGAAGUACUGCCUGACCCACGGACGGAAAACUCUGACGGCCGGUCCCAGUCCACAAGGACAAGUACCCUCCCACUGUCGACUAUAUCUGGCGUGAAUAGAGCUCUCCAGCAUGCACCCGAUGAGGCAAACUCAAUUGAGCCCAUCGCGAAAUCGUUCAUGCAGGACCCAGAUGGCUUCGGGAAACCUGGACAGGGAAUCUCUCUUGAUGCGCUCGGUGAGCCCAAGAGCGGCACGACUUGGCUGGGAAGAGUUGUGCCGGCGCUUGCCCUUGAGCUGUGCGGGAGUUUCAACAACCAGUGGUGUCAGGUUGGAGGAAUGACCAUCAUUCCACACCCGCCUGCGUCCUUGCACGAGUUUGAGUUGCUGAAGAGAAACAUCGACGGAAGUGGCAGCCCCGAGCUCUUCCUCCACUUUAAGGGAAUUCAUAAGCACGUCAUCCCCGGAAUGGAUCUCGGAGUUCCUGUCUCCUGCCGCAAUGGGGGGCGUCUUCACAGGGAUUAUUUUCUUGAUCUUCAGCCGUGCGCAUCAGAUGAAAUGCCAACGAGGGAUCGGCUCGUUUCUUGCCUCUACGAUACAUCUCCAAGCUGCGUUCGACACAUGCCGAGUGCGGAUCCGGCCGUUAGACGGUCCUAG
This is a messenger RNA of Ectocarpus siliculosus, 873 nucleotides long. Lineage: Eukaryota; Phaeophyceae; Ectocarpales; Ectocarpaceae. The record is from the annotation of a GenBank genome assembly.